Rhododendron vialii is the source of this 1068-nucleotide messenger RNA. RefSeq lists its product as uncharacterized. The transcript is spliced from 4 exons. Lineage: Eukaryota; Viridiplantae; Streptophyta; Magnoliopsida; Ericales; Ericaceae. The record is from RefSeq and is a predicted model, not a curated record. The coding region runs from base 1 to 1068 and encodes 355 amino acids.
AUGGAUGAUGAUGAUAGCUUAGACACUGAGUGGUUGCCCUAUGAUGAUAGCUCUACUUCCACUGCCUCUUUUAGUUUAGGGAAAAGCUUACUUAGGAGUUUAGGUGAACAAGAAAAUGAUGGUAGUUCUGACAGUGAUGAUGACAACAUUACACAUGAGUUUGAUGAAAAUGGGAGGCCUAUUUUUCCUGAGUUCAAAGAGAGUUACAUGAACAAACCUCAAUUAAUAGAAGGGAUGAAAUUUCCUAAUGUGGUAACUUUUAGGAAAUUAUUGAGGGAAUACCACAUAAAAGAGAGCUAUGAAUUCAAAUUUUUAAAGAAUGAGUUUAGGAUGGUGACUGUAAAGUGUGCACAUGAUUGUGGUUUUAGACUUCAUGCCUCUCCCAUGUAUGAAGAGAGAUCUUUCCAAAUAAAAAAGAUAGAUCAACAACAUUCAUGUACCUGGAAGUACACUAAUAAUGAUGCAACCUCAUCUUGGCUUUCCCAAAGGGCAAAAAGAAAGGUACUGGAACUGAUAAGGGGAGAUCAUAGAGGGCAGUAUGCCAAGUUGUGGGAUUAUUGUGAGAUGGUUAGAAUUCAGAAUCCAAGUAGUACUGCUAAGAUUAAGGUGGAUACAGAAUCCUUGCCAGAGGUAGGGCCAGUGUUUGAGAGGAUUUUCAUAAGUUAUGAUGGACAAUUGAGGGGAUUUCUAUCAGGUUGCAGACAUAUAAUUGGGUUAGAUGCCUAUUUUUUGAAAGGUCCCUUUGGAGGCCAAUUGAUGCAUGCAGUUGCAAGAGAUGCCAACAAUCAGAUGUUUCCUUUAGCAUUUGUUGUUGUGGAGUCUGAAACAAAAGCUAACUGGACUUGGUUCAUGGGGUUGCUUGUAAAUAUGAUAGGAGAUCCAGCAGAAAGAGGGUGGUGCUUUGUCUCUGAUAGGCAGAAGGGCUUGACACAAACAUUUGCAGAGUUCUACCCUAAUGUUGAACAUAGGUAUUGCGUUAGGCAUAUGUUCUCAAAUUUCUCAAAAGUGUAUAAGGGUAAAGAAUGGAAAGACAUAAUGUGGAAGGCAGCAUUAGUGUACACAGUUUAA